CUUGGAGACUGCUGGGGAGCGGUCCGGGGUCUGCGGGUCCCAGGCCAGGACAGAGGAGGGGUCGGGAAGAAGCAGCCCCCGCCCCCGAUGCAGACGUUGCAACCCUCUUCGGACCGCCCCUUGCACACACACACACACACAAACACACACAGCACACACACACACAGAGCACACACACAGAGCACAACCCGCAGGCCCCACCGCCACCGCACACAGCUGCCCAGUGGAAGGCACCGAUCAGGACCAUCCGGACGUGGGUCAGGGUGCGGGCCCCCCGGCCCGGUGGGACCAUGGAGCUGCGACUCCUCCUGCUCGUCUCCACCGGCCUCAGCGUCCUGGGCUCGGGACUGCAAACCCCGACCGAGCAAGAUUCGGGAUCGGGGAAUGUGGCUAAGUUGGGCCCCCGGGGCUUUCUCUUCAACAAGGAUGGAAACGAGUAUGAGCCCUUCCCUAUGUUCGAUGAGGAGGAGGAGGAACACCCAUCCAACCUUUCCAAUAAAACCAGCAAUUCCCGGAAACAGCAACUGAGCCCCAUCUCGGAGGUCGCCACAAGCUACCUGACUGGUUGGUGGCUGACACGCUUCAUCCCCGUGCUCUACACCGUGGUGUUCGUUGUGGGCCUGCCGCUCAACGCAAUGGCCAUCAUGGUGUUCCUCUGGAAGAUGAAGGUCAAAAAACCGGCGGUGGUCUACAUGUUGCACCUGGCCACAGCCGACGUCUUGUUCGUCAGCGUCCUUCCCUUUAAGAUCGUCAACUAUUUUUCGGGAAACGACUGGGCCUUUGGGUCCGGGAUGUGCCGCUUUGUCACGGCCGCAUUCUACUGCAACAUGUACUGCUCCAUCUUGCUCAUGACGGCCAUCAGCGUGGACCGUUUCCUGGCUGUGGUCUACCCCAUGCAGUCUCUGUCCUGGCGCACCCUGGGCAGGGCCGCUUUUGUCUGCCUGGUCAUCUGGCUGGUCGCGAUAGCAGGCGUCACCCCGCUGCUGCUCAAGGAGCAGACUGUGGACAUCCCUGGCUUAAACAUAACCACCUGCCACGAUGUGUUAGAUUCGGGAAAGUUUCGCAACUUCUACGCUUACUACUUCCCCAUUUUCUCUCUGGUCUUCUUUUUCGUGCCUUUAAUCAUCUCCUCAGUCUGCUACGUGUCUAUCAUUCGAUGCCUCGGCGCUUCUUCAGUCUCUAACCAGAACAAGAAGACGCGGGCUCUGUUCCUGUCUGCGGCCGUUUUCUGUAUCUUUAUCCUCUGCUUCGGACCCACUAAUGUCCUUCUGAUAACUCAUUAUUUGUCAUUUCUUAAUAGCGCCAGAGCCGAGGCUGCCUACUUUGCUUAUCUCCUCUGUGUCUGUGUCAGCAGUGUGAGUUGUUGCAUUGACCCCCUGGUGUAUUAUUACGCCUCUUCAGAGUACCAGAGAUAUCUCUACCAACUCCUGCACUGCAGGGACGGAGCUGAGGGCAGCAGUUUCAGCAGCAGCGGCCAGUUGGUGGCCAAGGGUAGUAAAAUGGACACUUGCUCCAGUAGCGUGAAUAACAGCAUAUACAAAAAGCUCCUAACUUAGAAGCAUUUUGAAUCAGGAUUCAGCCUGCGGCCUUCAGACUUCCUUUAGCCCCUCUUUCAAAAACACCUCUUUCACCACAUUUUCCCCCGAGUCACAGAGUUUGGUAAUAGGACUUUGGAAAAGUGGGCAUAGAGAACAUGGAAACGAAUGGCCAGGCUGCUGGAGAAAAGAGCAUUUGCCCCUGCUGUAGAAAAGUUGAAUGUUGUUUUCAGGUACAUUCAGCUCAGGGAAUGGGCACUUCAAACCCAGUUUUCUGUUUUUGAGUUAAAAUAGAAACAACUUCUCUGAUUGAAAAUGCAAAAUAGAAGUUAGACCUGAUGAGCUUUUGAUUAAAGAUAGGAACUGUCCCAUGGACAAUUGACCCUAGAGGGUCUUGAAGCCGAGCUCGAAAUGUGUAAAAAUUCAGCUGUGGCAGGCUCUGGGUCUUAGACCUCUGCCUUAGAGAGGAAGCCAGGCCUAGAACUGGGAAAUUCUCAUCCCAGCUUUGCUACUGGUCUGCUGUGGGACCUUGGGCGUGUCAAUUCACUUUUCAGUGCCUAUUUCUUCAUCUGCAAAAAUGGGGAUAAGAUACCUGCCUUCCCCACUUCUUAGGCUGUGACGCUCUUGCAAGAGGGGGACCGUGUCCAAUCUGAUUAACCUGUACCUAUUCUAGUAUACUGGUACAGAGAAACACUUAAUGCCAUUAUUGCUGUUGUAUCACAAAUGAAAGGGAUUCGGAGGCACUGGGGACUUUGGAAACCAUCUGCAGGCUGAAUAUGAACUCUACGGUGAUAAGGAGUUGAAGUCCAUUUCCCCACCCAAUCAUUAAGCUACUAGAGAGCAGACUGUGACGUGUUUUCUCCCUUAUGACUUCCACACUGUGCCUAGUCCUAAAAUCUGGCCUCAACCCACAGCAUACAUUCCUCCCAUAAUGCAGUGGUUCCAUUCUCACCAAACCCACCCUAGAGAAACUCAGGCUACAGUAUUCACAGUGUCUGAACACCACGCACAAGCACGAAUCCUUUUUACUGACAUUGCACCUCAUCAUAUCCAGAUGGAUGCCUGUUGUUAAAUGGACAUUCCCUAAUCUCCUAAUGGCAUUCCUAACAAAACACAUCAUGAUAAUACAUUCUGUGUCAGAACUGGGUGCACUACCGUAUGAAUGUAAAUUGAUCAACCAGAUGAGUAGAUUUGCAGAUCUAAAGGAAGUUUUCCGACUAUGGAUAACAAAUUGAAAACUGAUCUGUACAGCAAGAAAACCUCAGAGAGUCAAUCAGUAGUAUUUAUUGAGUAUCUUUUGUGUGCAGAGUAGUAUUUUAAGUGCUUGGGUGAGUACGAUAGCAUCAAACUAUACCCAGCCCCCAUUGAUAGGCCAAUAGGUCACCACUACCAUUGCAGUUUGGGAGUGGGUUAGUAAGGAGCGCGACUGUGCAUCCAACAUUGACCUUGUCCUUGAUCUGUUUUGACCUGAUCGCUCCAUUUGCGGGCUGGGACCACUAGCAAAGCUUUGUCACCUACGAAGCUCCCUGCAGCAGGUGACUGAAGAUGAAGGAAAUUGGUCAAGCUGAUUGGGUGGAGAAGUUAAGGUCUGAAAGGGGGCUCUCCGGUCCUCUGGUUAGUGAACCCAAAGGACAAGAAAGCCCAUCAGCUGUGGGAAAGAAUCCCACCUUGACUCCCUCCAUUCAUUCAUUCAGUCGUAUUUAUUGAGCACUGUGUGCAAAGCACUGUAUUAAGCGUGUGGGAGAGUACAACAAUAAACAGACACAUUCCCUAUCCACAACAAGCUUACAGUCUUGGUAGGGAGGGAAGGAGGGGAGAGACAGCCAUCAAUAGAAAUAAAUUACAGAUAUGUAAUUAUCUGUAAUUACAUUUGGUAAUUACAAUUUGUAAAUAAAUUACAGAUACAGAAAUUACAGCUGGGGGGCAGGGAGAGAACAAAGGGAGCAAGUCAGGACUAUGCAGAAGGGAGUGGGAGUAGAGGAAAGGAGGGGCUUAGUAUGGGAAGGCCUUUUGGGGGAAGAGCAUCCUCAGUAAGUCUUUGAAGUUGGGGAGAGUAAUCCUCCAGCAACAUGUUGGAUGGGUUAGGGUUCACCCUAGGUGAGCUAUUUCAGGGGGGUGGUUGUAAGACUGCUCAAUCCAUCCCUACAAGCAUGCAUACAAGUGAUUUUAGAGGAAAAGCACAGAAAGGAGAUGAUAGAGCAGGGGCCCUUAGGAUGAAAAUUUCCAGCACUUCAUUUUGACAAAAUUUGGAGUGGUCUGUUGCACUCUCCUUCCAUGUAAUUACUGAUUGAAAGGCCCCUGAUUUAGCAGGUUGAGUACAGAAUGUUUCCAUAGAAUACUUGGAAGGGGAGAGAAGCUGACUGCUUCCUGUUAUCUUAAAAUGGGAUGCAAGAAGUGAGCUUUCUAAAAUAACUCCUUUAGCCUGUGUCAAUCAGAGAUUUAAUUCAUGAAUAUUUUGUUAAGUAAUUGGCCUAACUGAUACAUUCUGAAAAGCUCAUGUCACCUUUGAAAUGGACAAAUCGAUGUAUGAAAUGGAAAUGGGAUUUUGGGGCUUAUACAAUCCUGAAGAGUUUUUCAAAUUCUCCACUCACUGUAAAUACACAAAUGUAGGCUUUCCUCCCAAGGUAGUCAACAUAGCUAUUUUGUGAAACACAAUUUUGUAUCCUCUGUUUAUAGACUGAGUUCAUGAAAGUAUUCGUGGCAAUCAAAUGAUUUGUCUUAAAUGUUACAGUGCAUUUCUGUACUUACAGCAUCAGAGCUGUAUAUGACUUAUGCUUGAAAAGUAACCUAUUACUGAAUCUGCCUCUAUUUACCUAAACUAAUAAACUUGGAAACCUUGCUUUGGACCCAUUUGGAAAACAUUGAAACCCAAA
This is a messenger RNA of Ornithorhynchus anatinus (platypus), 4408 nucleotides long. RefSeq names its product coagulation factor II thrombin receptor (gene F2R). The transcript has 2 exons. Gene Ontology annotation, molecular function: thrombin-activated receptor activity. Lineage: Eukaryota; Metazoa; Chordata; Mammalia; Monotremata; Ornithorhynchidae. Gene Ontology annotation, biological process: phospholipase C-activating G protein-coupled receptor signaling pathway; thrombin-activated receptor signaling pathway; positive regulation of blood coagulation. Gene Ontology annotation, cellular component: membrane. Bases 291 to 1556 code for a protein of 421 amino acids. The record is from RefSeq and is a predicted model, not a curated record.